AUGGAGCUUGUUGAUGAAGAAGACUCACAUUUAUGUAUUCGAUGUAAUCAAACGAUAAUUGGAUUGCAGAAUUAUGUAAAUCAUCGUCAGAGAAAUUGUUUGUCGUCAACUUCAUCGUCAUCGAAGAACGUGAACGUGAAGUCAUCAACGAAACCAUUCACAGCGAAUUUCGAAGGAUUUCUAAACACACAUCGUGAUGAGAAGAAAAUUGAGAAUUACGCGGAUUUCCAUUUCGAUGAUGAUCAGUGUGAAGAGUUUGACGAAGACGAAGACGAAGACGACGAAAAUUUGGAGGAAGAAUCUGAAGAUGACGUAGAAAUUAGCAGUGAACAGAAAAACAAAUCGACAGAGUCUGAAUUCAAGCAAUACGAUUACGACUUCUUCUCGUCACUUGAACUGCAAUGCAUGCCAAGACGUGACUCACCACACUCCCAUCCACAUCCAUCAUCGAGUGGCAAUCAUCGGAUUUUAACUAGAAAGGCGACGGCCGCGUUAUUGGCACAACAUGGCGACGAAUGGAUUGAUGAAGCGACUUCCACUGUUGGCAUUAAGAAGCAAGAUUCGGUUUUUAAUCUUUUCGAGCAACAAGAAUCGGAAUCCGAUGAAGAGAAUGAGACUGAUGAGUCCGAUCCUGAAGUGCCAAGCGAUUACACUCGUGGGAAAUGGAAACCUGGGUCGAGACCGCCAAACAACUUCACUGGUGGAAAGUGGAAACCCGAAUCGACAAAGAUUCCACAUUGGGACGAAAAUGAAUCGUCGAAUGAUGGAAAUUUGGAGAAGUCGAUGGAGAUUGAAGAUUCAAAUCCACCGCCAACUCACACGAAAGGGAAAUGGGUGCCUGGCACCAAAAUCUCGAAGCUUGAACUUCACGCGAUGUCUGAUAACAAUGAAAGUUUCUGGUGCAGUUUCUGUUCGAGAAAGUUGGCAUCUCGUGCGAUUUAUGAACGACAUUUGAAGUCAAAUUUACAUGAGAAGCGAACGAAACUUCAAAAUGAAUUAGAAGCAGCCGCUGAGACUCUUCCAUUCAACGAACUUUCAUCACACUUCCAACAAAGUGUCGUUGAAGAUGCGACAGUGACAGUUGUCAUCGAGAACGAAAAUGUUGAUUUGAAGGUGGAAGGAAAGAAAAAAUUUCGAUCACGUUCGAAAGUAACAUGUGAAGUUUGCGACAUAAAGCUGCCAGUUCAUUUGUUGGGCAAACAUUUGAUAUCGCACUUUCACUAUCGAAAGAUGCUGCAGAGCUCGAAAAAAUCAUUCGACAUUGUGCUCAACAAUUUCCAUAAAAUUAUCAUACAAUCGCCCUUUCAAUGUCAACCAUGCAAAUUCUACUUCAAUACGCAAGAAGAUUUCCUCCGACAUUGGAAUUCAAUCGGGCAUGUCGAGUGUUGCGACAAAAAGUUGGGCGAAGGCGGGGGUGGCUACAAAUUCUUCUGUUCGAUUUGUAAAUUUGCGUGUUCAUCGAAUGUUCACAUGACGGAACAUUUGAAGAGUGUGGAACAUCAACAAGUCGUUGCGUUGAUUAAUCGCUCGAAGCCCAUCAUCGUCCGUUUGUUGAGUGAAGUUCGAUGCGAUAAAUGUUUCGUUACAACAAUUUCGUUACAACAUCGAGUUGAUGAAACAUUUGAAAAGUUAAACAAGAAUUUGUUCAAUUUCACCAGCAACUUCAUAUGUGAUGAAUGUCAAAGAGCUUUUCAAUCCGCGUUGUCACUUCAGAAACAUAAACGAAGAACUCACAAAAAUCCAAUUUUCUUCUGCACUGAUUGCGAGAAAACUUUCGUCACAGCAGAUGAAGCGCGAAUACAUCGAAAUGGCAUUGACCACAAAACUAUAACGUCACGUAAACGAAUGCAAAGCGAUCCGAAACUGAAAGCACGUCUGCAGAAAACUUGCCCGGUCUGCAACGACACGAUGUUGGAUAACGUCGAGCUUCGAGAUCACAUACUUGCGAUGCAUCCAGAACAUUAUUUUAGUUGCGGACGAUGCGGCAUGAAAUUUCCAUUGGCCCAAGAAGUUUCCAGACACGUUCGGGAUAAAGUGUGUAAGUUUUAUAAAACAAUUCAAUCGUCCUCGUCUUCAGUUGAGAAGCAAUUGUCGUCUGAGACUCCUCGAGAGUCAAUUAAAUUCCAAGUUACUUCAUCGGAUACUGAGAAAGUUGCCGAAAGUAGUGGACUUAUGGAAUUAAUCGAGAGUAACUUUGCAACUGACCUUCUAAGUGUUGAAUGGAGACGACGACAAACACCAACAGCAGAUUGUCGAAGUUUCAGCACCGAAUCUCAAGCUGAGUUUUUCUUUCAUGAGACUCUUCAUCAACUUCCCAUCGAUAAAGAUUACAAGACGAAAAUCGAAUGUCGAUUCUGUAAGAAAUUCUUCGGUCAACAAUCAUUGCGAGAACAUUUGCGACAACACACAAACGAACGAAUCUUUGAAUGUUCCGUCACUGGCUGUCCAAUGAGUUUCACACGGAAAUCGAACUUGAAGACUCAUCUGAUGAGAGUUCACAAGAACAAUGAAGACAAUGACAAUGCGACGUCACUUUUGAACGUGUGUCGUGUGUGUGGUAAAAAGUUUCAAAGCAAACAUGUUCUUGAACAACACAAAUUUAUUCAUCGUAAUCGCCUCAAGACAAAAACUUUCCCAUGCCAGCUUCCGAACUGCAUUCACAUUGGUCACAAUGCAGCCGACGCAAGAAAUCAUCUUCUUACACAUGGUGACGAGAAAUCGUUCAUUUGUACACAGCCAAACUGCGAUUAUCGCGGACAAACAAUGGAACAAUUGAGAAGUCAUUCUCGUAAGCAUCAAGAAGUGGAAUUCAAAUUUACUUGCGAACAUUGCGAUUACAAGACAAAGCUAUCGCAUCAUCUUAAGCGACAUAUGAGAGUUCAUGAGAUGGAGGAUGGAAAGAUCUACAAUUGUCCAUAUUGCAAUUAUUCUUGUAAUAAUUCUGAAAAUCUUCGGAAACAUGUCUUGAAGACCAACAAACAUCCCGGGAAAUUCAUGUACGAAUGCGGCUAUUGCAUGGACAAGCCGAAUAAAUUCAAGUCGAACAUCAUUAAGGAAUAUCAAUCGCACUUACAACUUGCACAUAAAAUGAAGAAGCCGCUUCGUAUUUUUGAGGCGCCGAAAAAGUUCCAAAGAAACAAUUAAAGUCAUAAACUGUUAAGAAAUUAAUUUCAUUUCAUGCAGAAACUUAAACACGAUUAAGACAUCUUUUGACGAAUCUUAAUCGAGAAUAGUUUGGAGAAAAAAUGUGUGGAAAAUGUUUAACUAUGAGCAUUCAUUUGUAAAUAAAUCUGAGUAAUUUUUUACAUUCCGAAAUAUUCGUCCGAUGAAGAAAUUUAAUCGAUGG
Clunio marinus is the source of this 3346-nucleotide messenger RNA. Lineage: Eukaryota; Metazoa; Arthropoda; Insecta; Diptera; Chironomidae. The record is from the annotation of a GenBank genome assembly.